UCGGGGCAGGCCGGGGCGGGACGCGGGACGCGCCGCGCGGCUCCCCCGGCCGCGGCCCGCUCCCUGCCCUUCCCGCGGGCACAGCUGUGGGGCCGGCGGCGGCCGAGGCGCGGAGUGGCGGGACGAGGAGGAAGCAGUGCGGAGCCUAGUUUCGGGGCGGCGGGAGCCGGUGGGGGCCCGGCGAGGAGGGCUGGAGGUGGCGGGGCCCGGCGAGGCCACGAUGAAGCCGAACGGCGAGGACGAGGAGGCGCCCGCCGGGGGCCCCUGGGAGGAGUGCUUCGAGGCGGCCGUGCAGCUGGCGCUGCGGGCGGGACAGAUCAUCAGGAAAGCCCUUUCUGAGGAAAAACGCGUCUCAACGAAAACAUCAGCUGCAGACCUCGUGACAGAAACGGAUCACCUUGUGGAAGGUUUAAUUAUUUCCGAGCUGCAAAAGAGGUUUCCUUCGCACAGGUUCAUUGCUGAAGAGGCUGCAGCCGCCGGGGCCAAGUGUGUGCUCACCCCCAGCCCCACCUGGAUCGUCGACCCCAUUGAUGGCACCUGCAACUUUGUGCACAGAUUUCCCACCGUGGCAGUAAGCAUUGGAUUCGCUGUAAACCAAGAGCUGGAAUUUGGAGUGAUUUACCACUGCACAGAGGAGCGGCUGUACACAGGCCGGAGGGGCCGGGGCGCCUUCUGCAACGGCCAGCGACUCCGGGUCUCCGGGGAGACAGAUAUCUCCAAGGCCUUGGUUCUAACGGAAAUUGGCCCCAAACGUGACCCUGCCACUCUGAAAUUGUUCCUGAGCAACAUGGAGAGGUUACUCCACGCCAAAGCUCAUGGGGUCCGAGUUAUCGGGAGCUCCACCUUGGCACUCUGCCACCUGGCCUCGGGGGCUGCGGAUGCUUAUUACCAGUUUGGCCUGCACUGCUGGGACCUGGCUGCUGCCACCGUCAUCAUCAGAGAAGCAGGUGGCAUCGUGAUGGACACUUCAGGUGGACCUCUCGACCUCAUGUCUUGCAGAGUGGUGGCUGCGGGCACCCGAGAAAUGGCGACGCUCAUAGCUCAGGCCUUACAAACGAUUAACUAUGGGCGGGAUGAUGAGAAGUGAAAGGGAGCAGAGGGGCAGAGAAAUGUGACCCGAGGACUGGGCCCUCCUGCGAAUGCUGAGGCUGGCGGCGAGCCCUGGGACAAAGCUGCCUCCAGCAGCCUGCACACAUCAAGUGUCUCUGACCACCCCCAAGAGGAGGUGUUUUGCUAAAGUAUGUGGCUUUCUGGUUAAAUCCACGUCUUUCACCGGGAUUCGGUGUUUAGCUGGUGUCUCUCUUUAAUCUCACAUAGCCUUUAUCAGGUUAGUACACAUUCUUCUAUCAGGGCCAAAAUCCAAAUCUCGUGUGACAUACGUAUUGAAAAUUGAGUCUUGAUUUUUUUUCCUCCAGAAUGCAAAUCUCAGGUAAUAAGGCUUUAGAACUGCUGAUGAAGCGGACUUGUUCUCAGGCCCUCCCCCAUGGUACUUCAGAAUGCAAUAAAUCAAAAUAAUGGC
This is a messenger RNA of Felis catus (domestic cat), 1519 nucleotides long. RefSeq names its product inositol monophosphatase 2 (gene IMPA2). Lineage: Eukaryota; Metazoa; Chordata; Mammalia; Carnivora; Felidae. Gene Ontology annotation, biological process: signal transduction; phosphatidylinositol phosphate biosynthetic process; inositol metabolic process. Bases 221 to 1087 code for a protein of 288 amino acids. The record is from RefSeq and is a predicted model, not a curated record. The transcript is spliced from 8 exons. Gene Ontology annotation, molecular function: inositol monophosphate 1-phosphatase activity.